Rangifer tarandus platyrhynchus (Svalbard reindeer) is the source of this 333-nucleotide messenger RNA. The record is from the annotation of a GenBank genome assembly. Lineage: Eukaryota; Metazoa; Chordata; Mammalia; Artiodactyla; Cervidae.
AUGAAAAAACUUGUAGCCUCCUGCCAUCAGAUCAGCAAACUUACCUCCUUCUAUAGGCAUCCUUUCCCCUCUUCCUCCACUAAGCAGAAGAGAGGUUUUCCUUUGUUUGCUUCCCUGUUGUUUUUUGACCAUGCCUCAGGGCAUGUGGAUCUUGGUUCCCAAAGCAGGGCUCAAAGCCAGGCCCCCUACAGUGGAAGUGUCCUAAGUGGACAGGCAAAGAACUCCCCGUUUCCCUUCUUACCUGAGGUUAAUGUCUCAUCUAUGUCCUGCCUCCUCCAUGACUUUGACUUGGCCUUUACAUUCAACUCUCCUGCCUACAGACUUUCUUGCUAG